Apodemus sylvaticus (European woodmouse) is the source of this 1071-nucleotide messenger RNA. RefSeq names its product ATPase Na+/K+ transporting family member beta 4 (gene Atp1b4). The coding region runs from base 1 to 1071 and encodes 356 amino acids. The record is from RefSeq and is a predicted model, not a curated record. Gene Ontology annotation, biological process: regulation of DNA-templated transcription; sodium ion transport; potassium ion transport. Lineage: Eukaryota; Metazoa; Chordata; Mammalia; Rodentia; Muridae. Gene Ontology annotation, cellular component: nuclear inner membrane; sodium:potassium-exchanging ATPase complex. The transcript has 8 exons.
AUGAGACGGCAGCUCCGCUCCAGAAGGGCUCCGGCCUUUCCUUACGGUUAUCGCUACAGACUUGAUGAUCAGGAUGAAGUGAAUCACAACUACUUAGCAGAUGAAGAGGAGGAAGCAGAAGAAGAGGCUCAGGUGAUGAUGGCGCCUGGUCUGGAGGAAGAGGAAGAAGAGGAGGAAGGAAAAGAGGAGGAGGAAGAAAGGGAGAAAGAAGAAGGUCAGGGUCAGUCAGCAGGCAAUGCCUGGUGGCAGAAAUUGCAGAUCGUGAAUGAAUACCUGUGGGACCCGGAGAAAAGGAUGUCUCUGGCCCGAACAGGUCAGAGUCGGAGUCUCAUUUUAGUCAUUUACUUCUUCUUCUAUGCCUCCCUGGCUGCUGUGAUCACCCUAUUCAUAUACAUGCUCUUCCUAGCCAUCAGUCCUUACAUGCCGACUUUCACCGAGCAGGUGAAACCUCCUGGAGUUAUGAUCAGACCCUUCGCUCAUAGCCUUAACUUCAACUUCAACGUUUCUGAACCUGAAACUUGGCAGCGUUACGUGAUUAGCCUAAAUGGCUUUCUCCAGGGUUAUAAUGACAGUCUUCAAGAGGAAAUGAACAUAGAUUGCCCUCCGGGUCAGUACUUCAUCCAAGAUGGAGAUGAAGAUGAGGACAAGAAGGCCUGUCAAUUUAAGCGCUCCUUCCUGAAGAAUUGCUCUGGGUUGGAGGACCCCACUUUUGGAUACUCUACUGGACAGCCUUGUAUCCUCCUCAAGAUGAACCGGAUUGUAGGAUUUCGUCCUGAGUUUGGAGAUCCUGUGAAGGUGGCCUGCAAAGUUCAGAAAGGUGAUGAAAACGACAUCCGAUCCAUCAAUUACUACCCAGAGUCGGCUUCCUUUGACCUCCGCUACUACCCUUACUAUGGCAAACUGACUCACGUUAACUACACCUCCCCACUGGUGGCAAUGCAUUUUACUGAUGUGGUGAAGAACCAAGCAGUGCCUGUACAGUGCCAGCUGAAGGGCAAAGGCAUUGUAAAUGAUGUCAUCAACGAUCGUUUCGUCGGGAGGAUAAUCUUUACCCUGAACAUAGAAACCUAG